UAUCAAGCGACAAAUAAAUUUGAAGAUCGGACGACACUUGUUCUAAAACUCGGUCAUGGAACGGAUCGUCUGCUGUAUCGUUGCCUUGUUUGUCGUCUGCUACGCUCAGCAGCCAGAACCUUGCCAGUCCCCGAAACAAUGGGAGGGCAGGAUGGUGCUGUUUGACGCGAGCAAGGAAUUUACAGAGAAGUCACGAAUUAUAUAUGAUGAGUUAGGCAUGAGAGAAAGAGUAAUCGAGGAAAUUGAGUAUGGCAAGGAAAGAGAUUACUAUGACACACUCACGCUGUACAGAGAGAUGAAGGAAUACAGAGUGAACCUCCGCACGAAGAAAUGUAACGUAACCACCGUCAAUCAUCCAUUCCGAGUCAAGGGUGUCCCAGCCGGCGCCAAGUUUCUGUUCGAGGGAGUGAUUGGAGCAUCUAAUAUACAAUAUGAACAUUUCACCGCGGUUACCUUCGGUGGUGAAUAUACAACAGAUCAUGUGAGGUAUGCCACUACCGUGACAUUCCCAGACUGCGUUCCUAUUGCCGACAACUACUACAAUGACGUCACUAAAUACGUUGAAUCAAGGUAUUUUGAUAUUCAUGCGGGAAUCACUGACCCCAUGGCGUUUAUUCCUCCAACAGAAUGCAUGUAGUAUACUGCGAUAUAGAAAUAUAUAGAAGAUGCUGGGAAUGAGGACGCGUCUUAUUUAAAUCAAUCUUGUUUUAAUUUAUGAAAUGCCUCAGAUAAAUCAAUGUACUAUCCUCCGUUGCUUUUGAGUAGAAUUAAAUCAAAAUUAAAACAGUC
Molecule: messenger RNA, 789 nt
Organism: Mercenaria mercenaria
Lineage: Eukaryota; Metazoa; Mollusca; Bivalvia; Venerida; Veneridae
Product: mammalian ependymin-related protein 1-like
Exons: 6
Coding region: 56-637 (193 amino acids)
Biological process (GO): cell-matrix adhesion
Cellular component (GO): extracellular region; lysosome
Molecular function (GO): calcium ion binding
Source: RefSeq, a predicted model, not a curated record